AUGGAAAAGAAUGGAGUGUUUCCUAAACGAGUAUGCAGUAAACAAGAUGUACUGGAAUAUUUAAAUCUUACCAGAGACUAUGAAAAAUUCACAACUUGUCGUCCUGCACUGGACUGGCCACACCCCACCGUAGUGUAUUAUGAUAUUGACCUCUACGGCAUCCUUUCUAUGAGUUGGAAGAACGAACGAAUCUCUUGGGAUCCUAAAGAUUUCUGUGGCAUUAAAAGUGUGAUUUUGCCAAAAGAGAUGCUUUGGAAACCAGACCUCUAUGUUUAUGAGACUGCAGAAAAGGAAGAUGGACCACUGAACCCAUAUUUGUAUAUUACUCAUGAUGGAAAUGUGAGGAUGGAGGAUGACCAUAAAAUUGUCAGCACCUGCACAAUGAAUGUACACAAAUUUCCUUUUGAUACCCAAACGUGCCACAUCACAGUGUCUUCAAUUAAUUACUCAGAUAGAGUGGAAAAACUGUGCUUCAAGGUGACUGUGCUACUGGGGAUCUCUGUACUUUUGCUCAUCCUAAAUGACAUUCUGCCAUCCAAAUCUCACAGAUGUCCUCUGAUAGCUGUGUAUGUCAUUGUCAUCUUUUCUUUUAUGUUGCUGAGUCUUCUGGAGACAGUUUUGGUGAUAUACUUAAUAAAUAUGAACUCGGAACAAGACGAUAAGGGGGUUCAGAGACCUGAAGAUCACAACUCUGACACAGAUAACCGGAAAAGAAACAGUAAUGAUCACAUCUGUUACUCUGGAGUGGAAACUCCCCUUGAGUCUCUGAUGUUGAAGGAAAUAUACAGCAAAGAAAAAAUGAACGAUGUGCAGCUAUUGCAGCUGACCAAACAGACUCUUGUUCCUGAAACUUUAAAAGCCAAAACUGCUCAGAUUUACUGGUUAGGAAUGGCCAAACGUAUUAACAGGGUUUUCUUUGUGGUUUAUCUCAUCUCAGUUUUUCUCUUUCUUGUCUUCAUCUUUCGAGAGUGGAAAGUUGAGUAA
Molecule: messenger RNA, 984 nt
Organism: Sinocyclocheilus rhinocerous
Lineage: Eukaryota; Metazoa; Chordata; Actinopteri; Cypriniformes; Cyprinidae
Product: 5-hydroxytryptamine receptor 3A-like
Exons: 7
Coding region: 1-984 (327 amino acids)
Biological process (GO): monoatomic ion transmembrane transport
Cellular component (GO): membrane
Molecular function (GO): transmembrane signaling receptor activity; extracellular ligand-gated monoatomic ion channel activity
Source: RefSeq, a predicted model, not a curated record